This is a messenger RNA of Candoia aspera, 2067 nucleotides long. RefSeq names its product vomeronasal type-2 receptor 26-like. Gene Ontology annotation, biological process: G protein-coupled receptor signaling pathway. Gene Ontology annotation, cellular component: plasma membrane. The coding region runs from base 1 to 2067 and encodes 688 amino acids. Gene Ontology annotation, molecular function: G protein-coupled receptor activity. NCBI's taxonomy places the organism in Eukaryota, Metazoa, Chordata, Lepidosauria, Squamata, Candoiidae. The transcript has 6 exons. The record is from RefSeq and is a predicted model, not a curated record.
AUGAGCUUCUACCACAUCCUGCCAUUCCUUUUUGCUGUUCAUGAGAUCCACCACAAUCCGAAGCUCUUACCCAACCUCACCCUGGGCUACAACAUCUAUGAGAACUUUUUCAAUGCAAGAAUGACCUAUGAGGCCAUGAUGGACCUGCUGUCGACAGGGCAGGAGAAUGUCCCAAACUACAGAUGUGGAAGACAAAAGAACCUGCUGGCAGUUCUUGAGGAGACCGAUUCUGAACUCUUUCAUCAUAUUUCUACUGUCUUGGGCAUCUACAAAAUCCCACAGAUCAGCUAUGGGGCUAUCAGCCACGUUCCUGAGCAAAGGCAUCACUUUCCCUUUUUCUACCGGAUGACUCCAAAAGAAGAACCUCCUUUCUCAGCAAUUGUCAAGCUGCUUCUGCAUUUCCGAUGGACGUGGAUUGCCCUCCUUUCUCAGGACAAUGAAAGGGGAGAAAACUUUAAAAGCACCUUCACAACUGUAGCUACAAAGAAAAGGACACAAUAUUAUGACUUUGAUUCAUAUUACUCUGUUACCCAGCAGUAUGGGGAGGCAGCAUUCCAGUGCUCCUCCUCAAGGCCUGUGUUGUCCAAGAAAGUUUGGGAAAGAUGCCUAGAAACAGAGAACUGGGAAUUCCCACCCCGUGAGGUGGUUGCAAGGAUCCUGUCUGAGGAUGCCGCCAGUGUUUCCACAGCGAUCCAAGCUCUGGCCUGGGUCCUCAGUGCUGCCUCUUCCUCCCAACUGAGGAGCAGGAGGAGGCUGCAGGUUGGAGACCAUCGGACACCCCAGAUGGUACAGCCAUGGCAGCUUCAUCGGCUCCUGAGAAACUUCCAGCUUCACAAUCUUUCCAGGGAUGGGGUUUCUUUGGAUGAAAAUGGAGUUCCUGUGGCUGACUUUGAUAUCAUGCACUGGACAGUGUUUCCCAACAAGUCUGAAGGUGGGGUGAAAGUUGGGGGUGUGGAAAGGGAAGCCUCCUCCAGAGUCAAGGUCUCCAUCAAUCGGAGUGCCAUCCUCUGGCCAACCUCAUUUAACCAGAUGGUGCCUUCUUCCAGAUGUACAGACAGUUGUUCCCCAGGAUACGCCAAGCUCAUGAGAGAGGGAGCCCCGGUUUGCUGCUACGACUGUUCUCUGUGCAUGGAGGGAACAAUCUCUGUGCAAGAAGAUGCAGCCCAUUGCAACAAGUGUCCAGAUGACCAGCAUUCCAACAAGAGGCGAGAUCAGUGUGUCCCCAAAGUUAUAAGUUUCCUGUCCUAUGAAGAAACAUUAGGUCUCAUCCUGGCUCUCAUGGCCUCCUUUUUGUCUCUAUUUACUGCCUUCGUUCUGGGAAUCUUCAUUAAGUACCGAGAAACUCCCAUCGUCAAAGCCAACAACCGGGACCUCACCUACAUUCUCCUGGUCUCCCUCCUGCUUUCUUUCUUGACCUCCCUUCUCUUCAUUGGUCAUCCCAAGAAAGUGGCAUGUUUUCUUCAACAAACCACCUUCAGUGUUGUUUUCUCUGUUGCUGUGUCUUCCUUGCUGGCCAAGACUGUCAUGGUGGUGGUGGCAUUUCUGGCCACAAAACCAGGCAGCAGGAUGAGGAAAUGGCUGGGGAAGACUCUGGCCUACUCCAUUGUCUUGUCCUGCUCAGGGGUCCAGAUGGGCAUCUGCAUGAUAUGGCUGGGAAUCUCUCCCCCAUUCCCAGAUUCUGACAUGCAUUCCCAUCCAGGACAGAUCCUGCUGCAGUGUAAUGAAGGCUCAGUCACCAUGUUCUACUCUGCACUGGGCUACAUGGGCUUUCUGGCUGCCAUCUGCUUCUUGGUGGCUUUCCUGGCCCGAAAGCUGCCAGGGACCUUCAACGAAGCCAAGUGGAUCACCUUCAGCAUGUUGGUUUUCUGCAGUGUUUGGCUCACUUUUGUCCCCUCCUACCUGAGCACAAAAGGAAAAUUCAUGGUGGCUGUGCAGAUCUUCUCCAUCCUGGCCUCCAGCCUGGGCUUACUGGGCUGCAUCUUUAUCCCCAAAUGCUACAUCAUUAUCCUGAGACCUGACAUGAACACUAAGGAGCAUCUGAUGAUGAAAAACAAGGAGGGGUCCUGA